AAAAAAAAAAAAAAAAUCAUAUCGGGUCCUGACCCGGAUUUUAAUAAACCGGGUUAACCCGUGAAAAACCCGAACCGUGUUUUUAUUCGGUGGUUUAUAAAGAGAGGAGGACGAAGAAUCCUACCCUCGGUUCCGGCAGUUAAAUCUCACAGACGAUUCGAUUUUCUCCGUUACACGCUGUCCUCAUCGUCGAUUUCUUCCCGCUGGGAACGAUGGCUUUUUGGACACUGAUAAAAGGUCUGCUGCUCUUUGCAAAUGCGUUUGCAAUCCUCAACGAAGAUCGUUUCCUUGCUCCAAGAGGAUGGACACUCGACAAACUCCACCAAACCGGUAGAAGAAACUCUCCCAAAGGCCAAAUCAUCGGUCUAAUCUAUGCAUGCCAGUACAUGAGACUCCCUCUCCUGCUCAUUAACGUUGUAGUCAUCGCCAUGAAGAUUAUCGCCGGUUAAAUAGUUUGUGUAUUUGAAGUUAAACUGCAUUAUCUAAUGUAGGAAGUUGAGUUUGUUGCUCUCUUCUACCACAGAUCAGUAUCCUAUCUAGUCAUUUUACAUGCUGAAACAAAUUAAAGGUGGCAAAGAGAAACAAUAUUGCAAAAGUUCACACAUGAAAGAAAAAACAAGGAGGCUUACAUUAGCCAAUGAAGAAUCUACUUGAUUACAUAAAAGAUCACAUACCCUAAACACACACACAUACAUAUCACAACACUUGACUUCACUUGCUAUCAGUUUUACUCAUCACAGCUUCCAUUUUCUCCAUCUUCUCAUACUCAAACUCCUUAGUCUUAAUCCCACACUCCUCCUGCAUAGCCAUCACAAUACUGUUCCUCUUGAAAGCUGCCCAUAUAUGCAUCAUAGCAAAGAACACAAGCCCUGUAGACCCAAAAGUCAUCACAAAGCAAGUCACAAUCUCCCACACCCUCGCUCUUCUCCUCCUCUUCUCUGCCUCCUCCUUCUCUUCCUCUAUAAGCUUCUCCACCAUAACCGCCCCAUAAGAAUGCUCACCCUUGGAAACACUCCUGGCUUCUAAGCUCCAAGAAAGAAGAUCAACGUUACCACCAUAAGACUUCACACCAACCAUGAACUCAUUGUCACCUUUCAACAUUCCCGACAAGUCAAUCCAAGUGAACAUAACAGGAUCAACGUGUUCGAAGCUUUCUGUUUUGCUUAACCGGACUUCUAAAAACUUCCCACCUGAAAUGUAAUUAAUCCAAGCAUACAACAUACUCUCUUCCUCCAAGUUAGCGAUAGUGAAGUUUCGAGUCUCCUCUGGAACAUUAGUUCCAACUACACUCACAGUAACAUUCGAGUCUCCAAGCUUGGUGAAAGUAUCUAAAGUAUCGAACUUUACUUCGAGUAGAGACUUAUCAAACGUUCCGUUAACAGGAAACACAACGAACCCAAGUCUCCCACUACUACUAGGAGAAACAGAGAAGGUAAUGAAAGUUGAGAAUCCGGAGGGAUACUCGGAUUUAGUCUCGGUGAAGUUAAUGGGUUUCUUGUAGAUAACUCUCCCAUGACCUGAGUCAUUCAGCUGGAUCGAAAUGGAAGAUCCGUUGUUGACAAGGUUUGCUUCACCAAACAGAGCGAUGUCGUUGGAGUUAAAGGUCGAGUUUUUACCGAAGGUUGUGAAGGUGAAGGAAGGUUUAGCUUCAGUGGAGAAGAGUGAGAGUAAAGGCAAGAGGAGUAGGAGUGACUUGAAGCUUGCCAUCAAUGGAGGAAGCUGUGGUUAAUGAGUUUUUUGAUUGAUUUUUUCUAGGGUUUGGAAUGGGAGAUGAGAUCUUGUGAUGGAGAGAGUAAAGUGUGUGGUGUGGGGUAGAGAGAGAGAGAGAGAGAGGAAGAAGGAACAGAGAAGCACUUGGACAAUGUGAAAGUGUUAAAGGUAGUGAC
This is a messenger RNA of Eruca vesicaria subsp. sativa (arugula), 1886 nucleotides long. Lineage: Eukaryota; Viridiplantae; Streptophyta; Magnoliopsida; Brassicales; Brassicaceae. The record is from the annotation of a GenBank genome assembly.